This is a messenger RNA of Purpureocillium takamizusanense, 934 nucleotides long. RefSeq lists its product as uncharacterized. Bases 182 to 793 code for a protein of 203 amino acids. The transcript is spliced from 3 exons. NCBI's taxonomy places the organism in Eukaryota, Fungi, Ascomycota, Sordariomycetes, Hypocreales, Ophiocordycipitaceae. The record is from RefSeq and is a predicted model, not a curated record.
GGGAUGCGUCUCCAACCUCAUCGCGCCCAACACCACGCCUGCACCCCUAUCACCGUCCACCACCCAUGGGGCUUCCGCGCCUCGCCAACACCAUGCCCCAGACCCCGCCGCUCGCUUUCGUCGCUGUCAUCGCCCGCCGCGUAGAAGCUCUAGUAGCCUGAGCACCCUGCGGUCACCCAACAUGGACGUGCCCGAGUCGUCGUCGUCCUCGACGCCCUCCUAUCACCAGGCACGCGCCAUCGCCGCCGUCGUCCUCGCCAUCCUUAGCGGCGCGUUCGAUCUCCUCGUCCGCCUCGCCCGCUCGCUCUGGGCCGUGCCCUGGCGCUGGGCGCUCUCGCAGCUCGUCCACGUCGUCGCGCUGCCCCUCCGCCUCGUCGUCUGGCUGCCGCUCUCGUACGUCGCGCGCUUCCUGCUCGUGCUCUUCGCGCCCGCGCUGUACGCCGUGUCGUAUGCAAGCUCGUGCGUUAGGGCGGCGAUCGCGUUUGUCGUGAGCUUAGAGCCAUUAUACACAUUCUUUGGCGCAGCUGCAGGCCUGGGCAUCGUUACUGGCAUUGUCCUCGCCGUUACCUCUUCCAUCAUCACCUCGCACCUCGGCAUGCACGACGAGGAGCUGGACGCACACGAGGCGUCGCUGGACAAACCCGAGAAAUUUAAACCAGGGCGGCGUGACAUCACUGCCGCUGUUCCGGAGACAGACUGGUAUUGGACUGAGUCCUCGCCUUCAGGGCGCCGUCGGCCGUCUGGACUGCUAUCACAGACGAUCCACGAAGAGGAUGACGAUUCAGACCUGUAGUUUUGUGGUUUCCGGCGCAAUUUGGCAUGGCCUGUUAUUCCCGUCUCCUUAUACUCGUCUACACGGAUGAGGCGAAACAAGAUACCCUUAUCGAGCCUUGUCGCCCACUAAGUACACAUCAAUAUACCCUUUCUGACUUCC